Messenger RNA from Papilio polytes (common Mormon), 3238 nucleotides. RefSeq names its product estradiol 17-beta-dehydrogenase 11-like. The record is from RefSeq and is a predicted model, not a curated record. Bases 320 to 1420 code for a protein of 366 amino acids. The transcript is spliced from 7 exons. Lineage: Eukaryota; Metazoa; Arthropoda; Insecta; Lepidoptera; Papilionidae. Gene Ontology annotation, molecular function: oxidoreductase activity, acting on the CH-OH group of donors, NAD or NADP as acceptor. Gene Ontology annotation, cellular component: lipid droplet.
ACCUCUCCGCUCAGUCGAUUCGCAGCGCCGAGUGCGUCAGCUGGCUGCACGUUUGACGGCUGUGCCGGCGCGCGAUUAAAAAAAAACAUUACAAAAUCUGUCAACACGUUCGUUCAACUUGAAGCCAAAUAUUUCAAGAAGAUAACGAAUACGAUCUAGUGUUGUGCUUGUGAAACUAAAAACAACCACCGAAUAACUUGAUGUGUUAAUUAUUAACAAUUUUGGUACAAACGAGAAAACAAGUGUUAGAAGUAAUAGAGUAAUGCUCAAUAAUAUAAAACUUAAUUUUAAAAUAAAUACGAAUUAAUAAACUAAUAAAAUGUCGACUGAGAGAGAAGAAACCCAAGAAUACAUCAAUGGCAUGAGACCCGGUCCUUUGACUAGAGAAAUACCAGAAUGCAUGAGGGACAAAUAUACAAUAGUGCAAACGAUUUUGGACGUUAUAGCAUUUUGGAUGUUAUUAGCUGGUUAUGUAAUUACGGGGAUAUACAGGGCGAUAGUUGGAUAUCCGAAAAAGGAACUCAAAGAUAGUAUAGCAGUGGUGACAGGCGGAGGAGGAGGUCUGGGUAGUUUGGUGGCUUUAAGAUUGGCGAGGCUCGGGUGCACCGUCGUUUUAUGGGAUAUCAACAAACAAGGUUUGGAAGAUACAGUGAAACUAGUCAAAGGCAUUGGUGGGAAAUGCCACGGGUAUGUAGUGGACUUGGCCAGUCGGGAGGACAUCUACAGAGUCGCAAAGACGGUCCACGAAGAGGUCGGCAGAGUAAGUUUGCUGAUCAACAACGCCGGCGUAGUGUCCGGCCAAUACUUACUCGACACGCCAGAUCAUCUCAUCAAGAGGACGUUUGACGUCAAUGUGUUAGCUCAUUUUUGGACCGUGAAAGCGUUCCUACCUCACAUGAUUGAACAUAACAAUGGUCAUAUAGUUACGAUAGCAUCAAUGGCAGGUCACGUGGGCGUUGCCAAGCUUGUAGACUAUUGCUCUUCGAAGUCAGCAGCUUGCGGCUUUGACGAAGCUUUGAGAUUGGAACUGGAAGUUCGAGGCAUUAAAGGAGUCCAUACUUCAUUAAUCUGCCCGUAUUUCAUCCGUUCAACAGGCAUGUUCGAGGAAGUUAAUUCAAGGUUCGUGCCGCAGCUGAACUCAAACGAAGUAGCAGACCGAAUCGUAUUCGCGAUCCGCACCAACGAGCCCCUCGCCGUCAUACCGGCAUACUUCCGGAUGCUGCUGCCGUUCAAAUGGUUGGUUCCGUGGCCGUGUGUGUCAGAGAUCAUCCGCGGUCUGGUUCCAGACGCGGUGCCGGCCCCUGUCGCGUCGCACCGGCCCCAGCUGACCGAAGACUUAGUGCCAACAUCGCACAAAGGCAAGCUGGACUCGCGCCCCAUGUCGCUAGUGCCGCCGGCACGCCACGACCGUCACGUCUGACGUCACAACAUAGCGCCACAAGUGAGGAACUUUGUCAAAAUAUGGAAACAUUGUACCUUUAAAAAUAUAUUAAAAAUUAAAAUGUGCCUAUUCUAAAAUUAUUGUGAUAUAUCGUUAGAGAUUUUAUUGCUCUUGACUUCUUAUAAGGAAAGUAGUUUGUCAAAUAUUAUAGAUUUUUAUUCUAUUUCUUAGAUUUAAAAAAAGCAAUAUUGUAUACUAUAAAAUGUAUUUUUCAAAAUCAUAACAUGAUGUGUGUUUAGAAAUUAGUUGGAGAAUAUUUGACAAAGUUCCUUAUUGUUCUUAAUUUCGGAAGUUCUACUUAAUUACUUAAUUUGGUUAUGGAUAGAGUAAUCUAUAAUCAAUUGCCAUUUGCAAAUGAUUGUUUCAACUUAUUUUUUACAAAAAAAAACAAAAACAUUUCUCACUUCUUUGCUCAAAAAUUGCUGGUAAAGUAAAAAAAAUGUACAUUGAUACAAAAAUUACAAUUCUUUUUGUGAGAUUGUUUUUUCAAGAUUAAAAAAAAUAUCAAACCUUCUUUUAGAUUUCUAAAUGAAUGUGUUUUAUGUAGAGUGUUAAAAUGUUAUUUUUAAUCUUUGGGGAGAUUGUCAGAACAAUUAACAUAUUCAAAUAUUUAUGUUAAUAUUUCUUCCAAUCUAUAUAAGGAUGUAAUUAUAUACAGUUAUUAUUAAUUUUAGGUUACUUGCCUAGUUUUUAUUAACUUGAGUUAAGUGACAUGGACACUGUGGUAUUUAGUUAAAAUAAGUCCGUGAAUGUCCACUGCCGAAAAUCAAAUAUAAAAAUAGAGUCGACUUUUUUAUUCUCUUUGAAUAUGUAAUUAAAAAUAGAAGAAAGAAAGAGAUAACAGUAUAUGGAAUGUGUUUCUGCAGUGAAUAUUGACGAGAAGAAUUUCCAGAUGUGAUGUUUAUAAAUCUUGAAUAAGCCUAACCUUUAUUAUAUCAUAAGUAUGAUUUCUUACAACAAACAGAUGCCUUAUUCGGUAAUUUCCUUCAGUUAAACAUUUAAUCGUACUAAGAAAAACAAAAAAAAGCGUAUCUCGGAAUACCAAUUAGCCGCCGACCCUUCGGCCGGCCCAGAUACCGCUGGCGAGACGCCGUAGAGCUGGACCUGCGCGAGCUAGAGUCGAUCGGCUGGCAGGCGACGACGCAGGACAGACGACGCUGGCGCUCUCUCGUGGCCAAGACCCACUUCGGGUCGCUGCGCCAACGCAGUAGUAAGAAAAACAAAAGACUUUUGAAUCUAUUAAACGAUUAUGGAUAAAAUCUUGCUGUACUAUUUAAAAGUGAAAAGCAUUCAUAAAAGUUACCAGUUCAUGACUUAGCAUUUCUCAUAAUAUAAGCCAAUCAUUCUUAUCUCAUAACCCUAAGUAGUCACUCAAAUACAAUCAAAAGAGGUCAAACAUCUAGGCGAUAUAACGGUGAAAACUCUGCAUUGUUUAUUUCGAGUUACUUUUAGCUAAUACAUACUUAUAUGUACUUUGGUGCAAUAUAUAUAGUGUAUUAUAAUUACGGAUAUAAAUGUAACUAUAUCUAAGUCGGCAACUUUUAGGGCCUGUCCUACCACUGGCUGAUAGAGGCUUAGAUAGCUUAAAAAUGACGUCAAUGUCAGAUAAGGGAACAAAAUCCGAUAUUUCCAUAACAAAUUUUACACGUUGAGUUGUUAUCAGGCAAUUUAAUUUGGUGGGACAGGCCUUAAAUGUUAACUUGUAAUGGUUUAUUGUGACAUGUAACGGUUUUGUAAAUGUUUUAUGGCUGUAUUACGAGCUCUAUAUGAAAUUUUAUAAAGUUUUAUUAAACUUGA